Messenger RNA from Caenorhabditis elegans, 951 nucleotides. It is a transcript of the gene srg-64, whose product is annotated as Serpentine receptor class gamma. NCBI's taxonomy places the organism in Eukaryota, Metazoa, Nematoda, Chromadorea, Rhabditida, Rhabditidae. The record is from RefSeq and is marked reviewed. Gene Ontology annotation, molecular function: transmembrane signaling receptor activity. Gene Ontology annotation, cellular component: membrane. Bases 1 to 951 code for a protein of 316 amino acids. The transcript is spliced from 5 exons. Gene Ontology annotation, biological process: sensory perception of chemical stimulus.
AUGUCGACAAGUUUUACUGUUAAUCUUGAAAAUGUGACGCUCAGCUCAACGACAGAGAUUUUGACAUAUAUUCAAUUGACAUACGGAAUUCCGUCCUUUUUUAUGAUGAUCUUCACUUUGUUUCUUAUUGCGUUCGGGAAAGUGUACAAAAGUAGCUUUUACACUCUUGUCAUAUUUGAUUUGUCUACAAAUAUCUGCGUUUACCUUAACACAUGGAUCGCGAUCCGGAUAGAAAUGCAUCCAAACUUGGUAUUCUUACUCAAAGCUGUGGAAUAUACGAUUCCCGGCUCUUUGACUUGGUUCAAGUACUUCCCUUAUUGGUUUUUCCACAUGCACUUUUGGACAUCUGCUUUAUUAACUGUUCAUAGACUUUCAUCAAUAUUUUUGUUCCAUCGUUAUGAAUCAUUCUGGUCGCGUUGGUACUUUAUUUUGCUAAUAUUUGCAAUAGCUUGUAUCUGCAGCCACUUACCAAAAUAUCUAUGGACAGGGUUUCUAUACGAAGUUUAUAUUAUUGAUGACGUUUUUAUUUGUAUUCAUUUUCCCUUGGCACUCAAAGCGGCAUAUAAUGUUGUUGCUGUAUUCUCGGUAAUAUACUUCCUGCUUAAUCUGUCAAUGGGUUUGAUAACAGCAUUCAUGGUAUCUAAGAAAUUCCAAGGAGGAAGUACUCUCAAUGCGAGUAUCUCCAGAAAGCUGACAAAAAUAUCGCUUACCUAUUCAGUUGUCUACACCUCGGAGGUUAUGUGGAGUGUACUAAACUCUUGCAACUCAUAUCUAAACUUUCUACCCGAUUUUUUCCUUAAAUUCAACAAUAUGCUGUUAGUUUUUGCGUCUGAUAUUUUCACAUUAUCUCUACCUUUUAUUCUUUUGAUCUACGACUCAAAUGUGAAAAGUGAUUUGUUUAGGAUCACCAAGCAAUCUGCACCAGGAACUUUGCUUGUACUCACUAAUUGA